AUGUCUCCGCGGUUAUUGACAGAACGGCAGUGCGCCUAUGGCGUCGGCCUCGGGGGCGUCGUCCCCCUGAUCGAGACCAACAACACUCUAUCGAACCCGACCGGGCCCGAAUAUCAGUUCCUGGUGGGAGAGGGAACAUAUGUACUCAAGGAAGACCUGCACCUGGCCACGCCGCCGCCUCAUCCGUCCGAAGCACCGGUCGUCAAUCCGAAUCCGCUGGCUACGACUCCGCAACCUGCGACGGCGGGAACCAAGAUGUCGAUCUUGAGCCUGGAGACGCGACCACCUCCCUUCUAUUACAAGGGCCCGUCUGCUACGACGCUGUCACUGGGGGGCACUACCUCGAGCAUCCAGGAGCACCCCAGCGAGGGCCGAUACUCGACGGAAGGGGGCAAGAGUAGCGAUGACGGCCGGGCGACGUCGAGCGAGGUACCGACUGGGUCCAUCACGUUGGGUCCUGCGCCUGCAUUCGGGGAAGGGAACUCGUUGCUGGCGCCGACUGUCUCAAAGGACGUGAACAAGAAGAAGAAGCCCAAGAACAACGUGACUAAGAGCAACUCGUCCUUCAUCUCGCGUGUGAUUGUCAAUGACAACCUCGCACGAAAGCUCACGGAACGCCCGUCUGAUGGUCUCUUUGCUUUUGCCAACAUCAACCGGGCCUUUCAGUGGUUGGACAUGUCAUCACCGACCAAGCAAGACUACUUGACUAAGAUUCUGUUUACCAAGGCUCACUGCCUAUGCCAUGAUGUCAACAUGGUGACCAAGAGCGUUUCGCAUAUUGACGUGAUUAUGGGGUUUUCCACCGGUGAAAUCAUCUGGUGGGAACCCAUCUCCCAGCGAUAUACGCGUCUCAACAAAAAUGGAAUCAUAAACAACACACCUGUAUCAGAGAUUCGAUGGAUUCCCGGUUCUGAAAACCUGUUCCUGGCGGCGCAUAUGGAUGGUCUGCUAGUGGUGUAUGACAAGGAGAAGGAAGAUGGCCAUCUGAAUCCUGAGGAAGAGGGAUUGAAUGCCAGUGUCAGUGGGAGCGAAGGAGAGCUUUCCAACGGAUCAGCCCACGGCAACGGAAUCAGGAUCAACAAGUCGGUGCACUCGAAGAACCAAAAGACGAACCCGGUGGCUGCCUGGAAACUGUCGAACCAGCGGAUAAACGCCUUUGCCUUUUCGCCUGAUAACCGGCAUCUAGCUGUAGUGUCGGAGGAUGGGACGCUGAGAGUCAUUGACUAUCUCAGGGAAGAGCUCUUAGAUCUAUACUACUCUUACUACGGAGGGCUGUCGUGCGUCUGCUGGACGCCAGAUGGCAAGUACGUCCUCACCGGUGGCCAGGACGACUUGAUAUCUAUAUGGUCGAUGGCCGACUCGGCACUUGUUGCCCGAUGCCAAGGCCACCGAUCUUGGGUAUCUGCCCUCGCAUUCGACCUGUGGCGAUGUGACGACCGAAGCUACCGCUUUGGUAGCGUGGGAGAAGAUGGACGACUUUGCCUGUGGGAUUUCAGUGUGGGCAUGCUGCACCGUCCAAAGACCGCCGCCCCGGCUCGCCAUCGAGGAUCAGUAUCAUCAAGAAUCACGGCCCCACACAGAACGGACACCAAUACCUCGGCGAACUCGGGGGCCAAGGGGGGUUCGGGUGCGGAAGACGAGUGGGAGGAGAAUGUGAUUGCGCAUCCCGUCCAGCCCCGUGCCGUGAUACCAAUGCUGCCGCCUGUCCUGACGCAUGUGAUUGAUAACCACCCCGCCUGCUGGUUAGCGUUUACGGAAGACGCUGUUAUCACAAGCUGCAAGAACGGCCAUGUCAGGACAUGGAACAGACCAGGCGUUCAGCCAGCAACCGAGUGA
Trichoderma citrinoviride is the source of this 1836-nucleotide messenger RNA. RefSeq names its product WD40 repeat-like protein. Gene Ontology annotation, biological process: carbon catabolite repression of transcription. The transcript is spliced from 9 exons. The record is from RefSeq and is a predicted model, not a curated record. Lineage: Eukaryota; Fungi; Ascomycota; Sordariomycetes; Hypocreales; Hypocreaceae. Bases 1 to 1836 code for a protein of 611 amino acids. Gene Ontology annotation, molecular function: protein binding. Gene Ontology annotation, cellular component: nucleus; cell division site; cell tip.